Neltuma alba is the source of this 1005-nucleotide messenger RNA. RefSeq names its product protein ACCELERATED CELL DEATH 6-like. The record is from RefSeq and is a predicted model, not a curated record. Gene Ontology annotation, cellular component: plasma membrane. Lineage: Eukaryota; Viridiplantae; Streptophyta; Magnoliopsida; Fabales; Fabaceae. Gene Ontology annotation, molecular function: protein binding. The transcript is spliced from 2 exons. Bases 73 to 1005 code for a protein of 310 amino acids.
AUUGAAAUAGAGUGGCCUAAUGCUGGACUUUGGUUGAAUAAUAAAGGUCAAAACAUUCUUCACAUUGCAGCAAUGAAGGGAAAUGGUCAAGUGAUAAUAUAUCUACUGAACCACCCCAAGAUUCAUCACGACGCUAUCAAUGAGAGAGAUGUUAAUGGAGAUACUCCCUUACAUUUGGCUUCAAGAGAAUUGCGUCUCUUGACUCUAUUCUUUCUAUUAGGAGACAAAAGGAUCGAUGUGAACUUAGUCAAUAACAAAGGUUUAACAGCUCUAGAUGUUGUUUGGAUACAACGUAAGAUUCCAGAGUCAUAUCAAGAGCUUCUGGCACGUGUAAUUUUAUAUCGUGCUGGUGUGGACCUGAAGGCAAAUAUGCUGAGCGUGCCACUCACAAGAUCCAUCAAUAAAGAAUGGAAUGUGAAGGAUGCCGCCAACACACUCAUACUUGUGGCCAUACUCAUAGCCACAUUGACUUUUGCAGCUGGUUUUACAGUGCCAGGCGGGCUUUACUCAGCGGAUAGCCCAAUCCCAAAACAAAGGGGAAUGGCACUUUUGGCGGAUCAAACACUAUUCAAGAUCUUCAUGGCUUUUAACACUAUUGCUUUGUAUAGCUCCACCAUUGGCUCUAUCAUUCUUCUAUGGGUCCCAAUGGGAGAUGGUCGUCUUGCGACAUUAGUAUAUAUGUAUGCUAGGUUAUUUGUUCAUGUGGCCCUUAUAGCAAUGCCCGUUGCAUUUCUGGCUGCUAUACGUUUGAUUGUGAGCAAUAACACUAUUGUCGCGGACGUUAUCAGUGUCAUUGGAUUCAUUUCCAUUUUCUUAACGAUGUUUAUUCGUAUUUUAGGAUUCCUUCCACUUGGAAGUCGCCGUCCCGUACUUAAGCAAAUCAUAGGCUUAUUUCUUUGGAUCAGGGUUGUUUUAGUCUAUGGAGGCGACGAUGCUUGGCAAAGCAAUUAUGCAGGCGAAGACAACCAAGUCGAUCAAGAUGAUGCCAAAAAUCAAAUCAAAUGA